CCCCGGCUCCGGCCUCCACUCUCCCCCGGGCGGAGUCGACGCAGCUCCCGCUUCCGGCCUGGAGCGCCCGGACGUCCCGCGGCUGCGGCCCGAGUCUCCGCUGGCUCCGGGGACCCCCGGGGGACUCCGGCUGCAGGCAUAUAGUGCUUGGGGUCCAGCUAUGGAGAAGCCUCGGGGCCAUGUGUCCCAUCCCGACAUCCUCUCCUUGGAGAACCGGUGCCUGGCCAUGCUCCCGGACCUGAAGACCCUGGAGAGGCCCUGGGGGCAUGUGUCCCACCCCGAUGUCCUCUCCUUGGAGAACCGGUGUCUGGCCACGCUCCCGGACCUGAAGACCCUGGAGAAGUCCCUGGGCCAUGUGUCCCACCCCGACGUCCUCUCCUUGGAGAACCGGUGCCUGGCCAUGCUCCCCGGUCUAAAGCGUACUGUGUCUGCUGGCCCCUUGGCCCACAGUCUCCAGACAGCUGGCCCGCUGCAAGCUGAUCUACGGAGCCUGAGCAUCGGUGACGGCGUGCUCUCCAGGCCUCUGAGCUGGGGGGCCGAGCGCCUCUCCGAGGGUUCGGGCUGUCUGACCUCUCCGAGGGCCUUGCGACCCAUCUCUGCCACAGCGAGCGCCCCCACAGCAGCUUUGGGUCAUCAUUCCUCUUCAGAAGAGAAAAUGCCAGAGACAGAACGGGUAGAGGUUGAAAUGCCUUUUUAUAAUCUGAGCUUGGGCGAGGAGACAGAGGUGGAGGGCCCUGUCCUGAAGCUCAGCGCGGGGGACUCUGAAUCCCAUCCUGAGCCUGCUGACCAGGCCCUUAAGGACAAGAAGCUGGUUCUCAUGAGCUUGCUGUGCUCCACGCUGACAUCGAAGGUAGACGCAGAAUAUGCUGCUGAUGGGGCCUCGGGGCCCCUCUUUGAAGCCUGCAGAGACCUGGCACCCCUGGAGCCCGAGUUCAUCCUCAAGGCAUCUCUGUACGCCAGGCAGCAGCUGAACUUCCGGACUGUGGCCAACAAGAUGGUGGCCAUUGCUGCUUUGCUGCCCGUUUGCCGCCCCUACCUGCGACGCUAUUUCUGUGCCAUCGUCCAGCUGCCUUCCGAUUGGCUCCAGGUGGUCGCGCUGUACGAGGAGCUGGCUGGGCGAGAGGAGGACAAGCCAGUGCCCCUGCCUGCCUGCCUGCGAGCUGCUCUGACGGACAAAUUUGCCCAGUUUGAUGAGUACCAGCUGGCUAAGUACAACCUUUGGAAGCACCGGGCCAAGAGGCGUCCCCGCCCGCCUCCCCGCCCUCCCAAGACGGGGCGCCCGUUUUCUGAGACCCAAAAACACUUGCCAAGCUACCUUAGGGUUCUUACGGAUGAACAGAAGAAGUUUGAGGACACCUACAACGCGGUGCCAGAGAGAAAGCAGCGGCCGAGGCUCACCCUGAAGAAGUUGGUGCAGCGACUGCACAUCCGGGAGCCUGCUCAGCACGUCCAGGCCCUGCUGGGCUACAGAUACCCCUCCGACCUACAGAGGUUUUCUCGAAGUCGCCUCCCUGGGCCGUGGGACCCCAGCAGAGCCGGGAAGCGGAUGAAGCUGCUGCGGCCAGAGACCUGGGAGCGGGAGGUCAGCCUGCGGGGGAACAGAGCUGCUGUGUGGGAGGAGCUCAUCGACCACGGGAAGCUUCCCUUCAUGGCCCUGCUUCGGAACCUGUGCAACUUGCUGCGGGUUGGAGUCAGCGCCCGGCACCACGAGCUCACCCUCCAGACGCUGCAGCAGGAGAAAUCAGUGAUCCACAGUCGGCAGUUUCCAUUCAGAUUCCUUAAUGCCCAUGACGCCAUCAAUAACUUGGAGGCCCAACUCAAAAAUAAAGCGUCGCCACUCCCUUCCAACACAAAACUGAUGCGUCUGAUAAUGAGUAGGAACGCCAAACAGGACAAGACCUGGACCUACCGGAGGUACCCUUACAACCCCAGUCGCCGGCAGCUUCGGAACACGAUGAGGGUGCCGGUGGUGUAUCAGCAGCUCAAGUGGGAAAAGCUGAAGCUAGAGAAGGCCAGACGGGGCAGAUGUGCCGGCGAGCUGCUGGCACGGUACCGGCAGGCCCUGGAAACGGCUGUGAACAUCUCCGUGAAGCACAACCUGCCACCGCUGCCGGGCCGCACCCUCUUGGCCUACCUGACAGAUGUCGGGACGGACGAGUUGUGUCCGAAGAGCAACCCCCAAGGGCCCCCCCUGAACUACGUGCUGUUGCUGCUGGGGAUGGUGAUGGCCCGGGCGGAGCAGGUGUCCGUCCUGCUGUGCGGACGUGGCACCGUGAUGGUCGCUGACGCCAGGGUGGAGGAAGGUGUCCUGAGGACCGCCAGCGUGCUCCAGGCUCAGGCUCAGGCUCAGGAGUUGAAUAAGGAGGGUGAAUGGUCCGUGCACACUUUCGGGAAGUACCUGCUGUCUCUGGCUUCCCAGAGGGUCCCUCUGGACAGGGUGGUCCUGUUCGGCAACACCAUGUACGGCAGCCUGGUGAAUGAGGCCAAGCAGCUCUUCUGGCAGCAUGUGAAUCCCAAGUGCCUGUUCGUCUCUGUCCCCCUGGAAAGGACGUACAACAUAUUAGCCGACUCGAACCCCAACGACGUGACGCUCUCAGGCUACAGUGACGGGAUCCUGAAGUUCAUCGCAGAGCGUGGGGCCUCUCGUCUUCUAGAACACGUAGGCCAAAUGGACAAAAUAUUCAAGAUACCGCCGCCCCCAGGGAAGACAGGGGAGCUGUCCCUCCGGCCGCUGGAAGAGAGCACUUUAAGCCCCCCGGCCCCAAUUUCCCCGCCUGGGUGGCGCAGCGUCCGCCUCUUCAUUUCCUCCACGUUCCGGGACAUGCACGGGGAGCGGGACCUGCUGCUGAGGGCCGUGCUGCCCGCCCUGCAGGCCCGAGCCGCCCCCCGCCGCCUGGGCCUCCGGGCCGUCGACCUGCGCUGGGGCAUCCCGGAGGAGGAGACGCGCAGGAACAGGCAGCUGGAAGUGUGCCUCGGGGAGGUGGAGAGCUCGCAGCUGUUCGUGGGCAUCCUGGGCUCCCGCUAUGGCUACGUCCCCGCUGACUACAACCUGCCCGAGCACCCUCACUUCCGCUGGGCGCAGCAGUACCCCCCGGGCCGCUCCGUUACAGAGAUGGAGGUGAUGCAGUUCCUGGACCGGGCGCGGCGCCUGCAGCCGUCUGCCCAGGCUCUCAUCUACCUGCGGGACUCCAGCUUCCUCAGCUCUGUGCCAGAUGCUUGGAAAUCCGACUUUACUUCUGAGUCUGAAGAAGCUGCACGUCGGAUCGCCGAACUGAAGAGCUUUCUGAGCAGACAGCAAGGGGUUACCUGUCGCAGUUACCCCUGCGAGUGGGGCGGGGUGGCAGCUGGCCGGCCCUACGCCGCGGGGCUGGAGGAGUUUGGGCAGCUGGUUCUGCAGGAUGUGUGGAGCGUGAUCCAGAAGCUCUACCUACAGCCGGGGGCCCAGCCGGAAGAGCCAGCGCCCACCCCGGAGGACGACUCGGUCCAGGCUGCGUUCCAGCAGCUACAGACCCCGCCGAGUCCCGCCCGGCCACGCCUGCUCCGGGACACCAUGCAGCAGCUGACGCUGCCCCGGGGGGGGCUGAGCCUGGUGACCGGGCGGUCGGGCCAGGGCAAGACGGCUUUCCUGGCAUCCCUGGUGUCAGCCCUGCAGGCUCCCGAUGGGGCCCAGGAGGCCCCCAGGGUCUUCUUCCACUUUUCGGGGGCCCGCCCGGACCAGGGCCUCGCCCUCACCUUGCUCAGACGCCUCUGCGCCUACCUGCGUCGUCAACUGUGUGAGCCGGGUGCCCUCCCUACCUCCUACCGGGGCCUGGUGUGGGAGCUGCAGCAGAGACUGCUGCCCGCGUCUGCCCAGUCCCCGAAGGCUGGCCAGGGCCUGGUGCUGAUCGUCGAUGGGGCUGACAGGCUGGCGGGUCCACAGGGCCAGCAGGUCUCAGACUGGAUCCCGAAAACCCUUCCCCCGCGGGUGCACCUGGUACUGAGCGUGUCUGCUGAGGGGGGUCUGGCUGAGACCCUUGGGCAGAGCCCAGGGGCCCGAGUGGUGGCCCUGGGGCCUCUGCAGCCCCGUGCCCGGGCCCAGCUGGUGAGAGACGAGCUGGCUCUGUACGGGAAGCGGCUGGAGGAGUCCCCCUUCAACAACCAGAUGCAGCUGCUGCUGGUGAAGCGGGGGUCCUCCCUGCCGCUGUACCUGCGCUUGGUCACCGACCACCUGAGGCUCUACGCGCUGCACGAGCAGGUGUCCGAGCGGCUCCGGGCCCUGCCCGCCACUGUCCCCCUACUGCUGCAGCACAUCCUGGGCACCCUGGAGCAAGAGCACGGCCCCGAUGUCCUUCCCCAAGCCUUGGCCGCCCUGGAGGCCACGCGUAGUGGUCUAACUGCGGAGCAGCUGCACGCGGUGCUGAGCGCGUGGCGCGCGCUUCCUAGCGGGGCCGAGGGCUGGGAAGAGGCCGUAGCCGCUGGGAGCAGUGGGGACGCCUACCCCAUGGGCCCAUUUGCCUACCUCGUCCAGAGUCUGCGCAGUCUGCUGGGGGAGGGGCCCCUGGAACGUGCUGGUGCCCGACUCUGCCUUCCUGCUGGGCCCCUGAGGACGGCAGCUCAGUGUCGAUACGGGAAGAGGCGGGGGCUGCAGAAGACCGCACACGUCCUCAUAGCAGCUCAGCUCUGGAAGACGUGCGACCCUGAUGCCUCGGGCUCCUUCCGCAGCUGCCUUCCUGAGGCUCUGGCCGACCUGCCCCACCACCUGCUCCAGAGCGGGAACCAUGGCCUUCUUGCAAAAUUCCUCACCAAUCUCCACGUGGUGGCUGCACACCUAGAACUGGGUCUGGUCUCUCGGCUCCUGGAGGCCCAUGCCCUCUACGCUUCCUCGGGCCCUGCAGAGGAGCAGGGUCUCUGUGAGACGGACCCUGCCGUGUUUCACGCAUUCCUGAGACAGCAGGCUCCAGUCCUCGGCCGCUACCCGCUGCUCCUGCCCCAGCAGGCCGCCAACCAGCCUCCGGACUCGCCUCUUUGCCGCCAGGCCCCACAGCUUUUUGGGCGAUGGCGCCUGCAGCACGUGCUGCGGUGGCUUAAUAAACCGUGCACCGUGCAGGGCCAGCCGAGCCCCAGGCUGUCGCUGGCCGUCCCCUCAUCCCCCACGGCGGUGGCCCUGUCCCCCAGCGGGCACAGGGCUGCUGUGGGCACUGCCGAUGGGAUGGUUUACCUGCUGGACCUGAGGACCUGGCAGGAGGAGAAAUCUUUGGUGAGCGGCUGCGACGGGGUCUCCUCUUGCGCCUUCCUCUCCGCCAGCGCCCUCUUCCUCACUGCCUUCGACGGGCUCCUGGAGCUCUGGGAUCUGCAGCAGGGCUGCCGGGUGCUCCAGACCAGCGCUCAUCAGUCCCAAAUCACCGGUUGCUGCCUAAGCCCUGACCGCCGGCUGCUGGCCACCGUGUGCCUGGGGGGGUGCCUGAAGCUGUGGGACACGGCCCGCGGGCAGCUGGCCUUCCAGCACACGUGCGCCAGGCCCCUGAACUGCGCCGCCUUCCACCCCGAUGGGCACGUGGUAGCUGUUGGCAGCUGGGCGGGCACUUGCAGCUUCUUCGGCGUGGACGGGCUCACAGCUGCCAAGGAGCUGGGGGCCCCGGGGGCGUCCGUCCGCGCCCUGGCUUUCCAGGCACCUGGGCGGGUGGUGGCCGCAGGCCGGCUGGACGGCACAGUGGAGCUGUGGUCCUGGCGGGAGGGGGCGCGGCUGGCCGCCUUCCCUGCACAUCGGGGUGUGGUGGCCGCUGUGCUCCCCCUGCAGGCUGGCUGCCAGUUGGUGACGGCCGGCGAGGAUGGCGAGGUGCAGGUGUGGUCCGGGGCCCUGGGUCGGCCCCGGGGCCUCCUGGGUCCCCUUCCUCUGUCGGCGGCUCUCUGCGUGGCUCUCAGCCCGGACGGUGAUUGGGUAGCCGUCGGCUACCGGGAGGAUGGCGUCAGGACCUACGAGGUGGCCUCAGGCUCCCGGGGGGCCCGCUGUGGGGCCGUGGCCGCGGCCGUGUGGGCGCUGGUGUGGCUCAGCCCCGGGGUGUUGGUGAGCGGCGCGGAGGAUGGGUCCCUGCAGGGCUGGGCCCUCGAGGCAUGUUCCCUGCGGCCGCUCUGGCUACUACCUGGACGCCAGGGGCCCGUGUGGGGACUGGCUGCAUCUGGAGAGCUCCUGGCUUCCACUUCAGAGGCCCUCCCCGUGCGGCUCUGGCCCAGGCAGCCACUGACGCUGCCCCUGCAGGAGGCCGACUUCCCGCGCGGCACUGAGCUCCGGGAGCACCAGGGGCCCGUGAGCUGCUGCGGCUUCAGCACCGACGGAGGCAGGCUGGCCACGGGGGGCAGGGACCGGAAUCUCUUCUGCUGGGACAUGCGGAAGCCCCAAGGCCCUGUCGUGAUUUGCUCCUUCCUGGCCUGUCACCGUGACUGGGUCACCGGCUGUGCGUGGACCAGGGACAACCUGCUGGUAUCCUGCUCCAGCGACGGCUCUGUGGGGCUGUGGGACCCUGAGCGGCAGCAGCGGCUGGGCCUGUUCCUGGGUCAUCAGAGUGCUGUGAGCGCCGUGGCGGCCGUGGACGCACACGUGGUGUCCGUGGGCCGAGACGGGAGCCUGAAAGUGUGGGAUCAUCGGGGCGUGGAGCUGACGAGCAUCCCUGCGCACUCCGGACCUAUCAGCCAGUGCGCGGCGGCCCUGGAGCCCCGGGCAGCCGGGCAGUCUGGCUCAGAGCUUCUGGUGGCGACUGUCGGAUUGGACGGGGCCGCACGGUUGUGGCAUCCGCUGCUGGUGUCGCAGACACACACGCUCCUGGGACACAGUGGCCCAAUCAGCGCAGCGGCAGUUUCGGAGGCCUCAGGCCUCCUGUUGACGGCCUCGGAGGAUGGCUCCGUUCGGCUCUGGCAGGUCCCUGAGGAAGCUGAUGACACGUGUGCGCCCAGGAGUCCCGCAGCCGUCGCUGCUGUGGCCUGGGCCCCAGACGGUUCUGUGGCAGCGUCCGGGAGUCGAACUGGGGAACUGACCUUGUGGCACGAAGCUAAGGCCGUGGCCACGGCGCAGGCUCCUGGCCACAUCGGUGCCCUGACGUGGUUCUCAGCGCGCACCUUGAUCGUCCUCAGUGCCGAUGACAAGGUCAGCGAGUGGCGAGUGGAACUGCAGGAGGAUUCGAUGCCCGGAAAGUUCAGCCUUCACCUGAACCGAGUUCUGCAGGAGGACUUAGGGUUCCUGACAGCUGUGGCCCUGGCUCCGGACGGCGGCUCCCUCAUCUUGGCCGAGGCGCGGCCGCGGUUACAGUGCAUGAAGCCAGGGGAUGCUCCCUCUGUGAUCUGGGACAGCUAUUCCCAAUGCCCUGUGCUGUUGUCUACCCAUCAGGACUACGGUGUGUUUGUCCUGCAGUCGACGGACUCGGGAAGCCUUUCUGUCUUAAGGCAGAAAGAGUCAGGAGAGUUUGAAAAGAGUCUCGAGUUUACCGUGAAGUUGGAGAGUCCUUGGGGGACCUUCGUGUUGGUGACGCAGGCCAAGCCAGAAUCUGAGUCCUCGUUUUUGGUCGCUGGCGCCGACGGGACGCUCUGGAAACUUGCCCAGGGCACGGCUGCGGGAGAAUGGGCCACAGGCAACAUCUGGCAGAAGGCUGAGGCGCCGGAGGCCCCGAGCCCGGGGAGUGCACCGUCUGAGGGGGGCGGCAGUAGCAGCAGCAGCAGCAGCAGCAGCAGCACGGGGAGCUGGUCCCCACCCACCGAGCUGACCACACAGCAGUGCAGGAAGGUCCACUCGGGCCCCGUCACAGCCCUCCACGUGCUGCCCGGGCUGCUGGUGACAGCGUCCAAGGACAGAGAGGUCAAGCUGUGGGAGAGGCCGAGUAUGCAGCUGCUGGGUCUUUUCCGGUGUGAAGGGGCCGUGAGCUGCCUGGAGCCUUGGCUGGGCCCGGCCUCUACCCUGCGGCUCGCCGUGGGAGACACGCUGGGCAACGUGUACUUCCUGGCCUGGGAGUGAAGGCGUGCCAGCCCCGGGUGCUCGGGAUCGAGGCUGGAAGAUCCCAGCGGCUCCUCUCUCGAUUGGAUUUUAAAAAUAAAGUGUCAGAAAACCUCAA
This is a messenger RNA of Nyctereutes procyonoides (raccoon dog), 8075 nucleotides long. RefSeq names its product telomerase associated protein 1 (gene TEP1). Gene Ontology annotation, cellular component: telomerase holoenzyme complex. Gene Ontology annotation, molecular function: telomerase RNA binding; protein binding; telomerase activity. Gene Ontology annotation, biological process: telomere maintenance via recombination. NCBI's taxonomy places the organism in Eukaryota, Metazoa, Chordata, Mammalia, Carnivora, Canidae. The transcript is spliced from 55 exons. The record is from RefSeq and is a predicted model, not a curated record. Bases 161 to 7978 code for a protein of 2605 amino acids.